AAUCCUCAACCAAAACCCCCAAAACCCUACUCUCCAAACCCCCUGUCCUCUCUCUCUUCUCCACUUCUCUACUCGUUUACAGUGUUACAGUCACAGAAACUGAAACUUUUUUCCUUAUCCCCACCCUAGGCCCCUACGGCACUCAAUCCCCCCAUAAAUUUCAUGGCUAGUUCAAAACUGUAAUUAAAGAAGGCAUCAAUUCUCUAUCCAUGGCUACAAAGAGGAAAAAGCAGGGCGGUAAUAAGCAGAAUUUUGAUGAGUGUGCAUUUAAAAAUGGAGGUAAUGGUAAUAGUAAUCACAGAAACUGUAAAAAGGCGGGAAAAAGGCAGCAGCAGCAGCAAAAGUUUAUGAAUGAAAAUGAUUAUCGGCUAAGGCUUCAGGAGGUUUUGUUUAAUUCAGAUUAUAUUCUUCAGAAGAUUUUUAGGAAGGAUGGCCCCGCUCUUGGCUUCGAGUUCGAUUCCCUUCCGGAAAAUGCCUUUCGUUAUUGCAGGCCAGGCUCCAGAAAGUCUCACCGCACCUGCCAAGAGAACCAAAGAACAUUUAAAAGGCAAAAGGUUUCUACACCUUUGGACUACCAAGCUUGUCCUGAGCCAAGAAGUACUACAAUUAAGCAUGGCAUUGGGAAAGGUUUGAUGGCCAAGAAUGGCACUCCAGUAAAGAGACAUGGCAUUGGGAAAGGUUUGAUGACUAAGAAGAGCGCUCCUAUGAAAAAACAUGGAAUCGGGAAAGGUUUAAUGACUGUUUGGCGAGUAACUAACCCUGAUGGUGGAGAUUUUCCUACUGGUAUUGGAAGUUCUACAUUCUCAAAUUUCUCUCUCCUAGCAAAAAAGAAGAGCUUGCAACGGAGGCAGUCUCUUAUGAGAAAAUUAGGAAAAAGAUUACAGGAGAAGAAGAAGGCUUCUGUAAGAUGUCGAAAGGAAAUUCAUGGCAUGGGUGCAAGUGGGAGAUUUGAACAACGGAAGCAGGCUCGCAAGGAAAAAUGUGAACUGGCUCUUGAAGGAUUGACAUGCGAAGAAAACCUUGACCAAUUAGUAAAUCUGGAGGAUGAUGAAGAGCUGGAACUCAAAGAAUUGCAAGCUGGACCAAAUCCAUUAAGUUGCUCUGCACACCUUGCUACUAAUGGUUCUCAUGGUUGUUCCCUUUGCAAAGAUUUGCUUGCUAAGUUUCCUCCGGAUUCUGUUGUAAUGAAACGACCCCUGUAUGGACAACCUUGGGAUUCUUCUCCAGAGCUUGUUAAGAAACUUUUUAAGGUCUUCCAUUUCCUUUGCACGUAUGCUCUGAAAAUUGGUGUUUGCUCCUUUACUUUUGAUGAGUUUGCUCAAGGGUUUCAGGACAAGGACUCUUUGCUGCUUGGUCAAGUUCAUUUAGCCCUUCUGAAGGUUCUUUUAUCCGACAUUGAAAUGGAGCUUAACAGUGGAUUUUUUUCUCAUUCAAGCAAAAAUUCCAAGUUUUUGGAGUUGCUUCACUCAAUUGAUCAAGAAAAGCUUCUCCUGGAAUUGUGGCAAAGAGCGCUGAAUGCCUUGACUUGGACUGAGAUAUUACGACAGGUGCUAGUUGCAGCUGGUUUUGGUUCCAAAUGCGUUAGAUCAACUAGGGAAGCUCGCAACAAGGAAGUCAGCCUUAUGGCAAAAUAUGGCUUAAGUCCUGGAACGCUAAAGGGUGAACUAUUUAGUGUCUUGUUAAACCACGGAAAUAACGGUCUGAAAGUUUCUGAAUUGACAAAAAUUCCAUCAAUUGCAGAAUUGAAUAUAGCUGCUACAGCCGAUAAGCUAGAACUUUUAAUAAGCUCGACGCUGUCUAGUGACAUUACCUUAUUUGAAAGGAUUUCUUCUUCUGGAUAUCGCUUGCGUGUUAAUCCUGCUAUCAAGGAAUCUGAAAACUUUGUAUCAGAUUCUGAAGACUUUGGAAGUGUUGAUGAUGACUCUGAUACAGGUGGGGGCCACAGCAGUGCUGAGGACUCCGAGUGUGAGACCAGGAGUUCCCAUUCAAAUAAACUAAGACGAAGGAAAAAUUAUAUGUCUAACAAUAUGCUGACAGUUUCCACUGAAAUUGAUGAAAGCCAUCCAGGGGAGGUUUGGUUGCUGGGUCUCAUGGAAGGUGAAUAUUCAGAUUUAAGCAUUGAAGAGAAGCUGUGUGCUUUGCUGGCAUUAAUUGAUCUUGUCAGUUCCGGAUCCAGUGUUAGACUAGAGGAUCCAGUGGCAGCUAUUACUACAUUUGUGCCCAAUAUGACUCAACAUAGUACUGGUGCAAAAAUAAAGAGAUCAACAGCUAAGCAGUAUAACUUUCCCAGACAAGCUGGGGGCUAUUGUGGUGCAAAUGGCAGAGAUGCUACUUCAACAUCAGUGCUUAAUCCUAUUGAUUCUUUGGUUCUUAUGUCAAAGACUUCUGAGAGAGAGAGGUCAUGUAGCAUGAGAAAGGAUAAUAGAGAAAUGGAAGCUUCAGAAGACCUACAUCCUAUGCAGUCUAUAUAUCUGGGUUCCGACCGUAGGUAUAAUAGAUACUGGCUUUUCUUGGGCCCUUGUAAUGGAUCUGAUCCUGGGCAUAAGAGAAUUUAUUUUGAAUCCUCCGAAGAUGGAAACUGGGAGUUCAUUGAUAAUGAAGAGGCUUUGUGUAGUUUGGUGUCAUCUCUGGAUCGCAGGGGUCAACGUGAGGCUUUCCUCUUGUCGUCCUUGGAGAAACGAGAACUAUAUCUCUGCCGAGCAAUGUCCAAUGUAGUAAAUGAUGCUGGAAUCGGGCAGCUAAACCAUUCUGAUCAAUCUGAUCAGAAUACGUCCAGAGAAGAUAGUUUGUCAGCUGUGUCAGAUGUUGACAACAACCUAUCAUUGAUUGAAGUUCAGAAGGAUGUUCCCUCUGGUGCUGUUGUUUUUGAAAUGAGGAAAGCAGAACAACAGAGACAUAGAUGGAAUCUUACUCAAGCAUUUGAUAGAUGGAUAUGGAAAUCAUUUUAUUCUAACCUAAAUGCUGUUAAGCAUGGCAAAAGGUCAUAUGUUGAUUCUCUUACAAGAUGUGAACAUUGCCAUGACCUCUAUUGGCGAGAUGAGAAGCAUUGUAAGGUUUGCCAUACCACAUUUGAGCUUGAUUUUGAUCUAGAAGAGAGAUAUGCAGUUCAUACUGCCACGUGUCGGGGAAACUUGGAUGUUAAUAAGUUUCCAAGGCAUAAAGUCCUAUCUUCACAGUUGCAAUCACUCAAAGCUGCAAUUUGUGCAAUCGAGUCUGUUAUGCCUGGAGACCUAUUGGUUGAUUCAUGGGCAAAAUCUGCUCAUAAUCUUUGGGUGAAAAGGUUACGACGUGCCUCAACGUUGGCAGAGUGCCUGCAGGUUAUUGGUGACUUUGUCAGUGCUAUCAAUGAGGACUGUUUCUACCAAUGUGAUGAUUCUGUGGAGUCAAAUUGUGUUAUGGAAGAUAUUCUUUCUAGCUUUCCAACCAUGCCACAGACGUCUUCUGCAUUUGCAUUUUGGUUGGUGAAAUUGGAUGAGUUGAUUGCACCUCAUCUUGAAAGAGUUAAAUCUCAGAAUAAAUUGGAAGUAAUUAGAAGACUUGAAGGGAGCAGCGCUGCACAUUAGUAUUUUUUGUUCCGGAAGGUUGGAAAAGUAAUGCAGUGACAGCAGGAAGAUUUCCGCUCCUAUUCACUUCGUAUGGUUGUCUAUGCUGAUCUCGUAUGGUUGUUUACGCAACUCAUCGAAGAUAGUUAUGAUCGCAACCCAUUGAAGAUGACUGAAUACAGUGUAAAUCAGUUGCGACUUUUUCUAGGUUUCUGGAGGAAAAAGACACCAUUGGUCUUCCCAGGCUCAUUCAAUAUUUGUACAAAUGGUUUCGGCUAGUACCUGAAUACCUGAGUGAUCCGUUAGUGUACAGCAGUUAAAUGGUAAGCAUGAGUAUUGGCUCCCCACGAUCUACAAUUUUGUGACGCUUGUAUCUGCCAAAAGUGCAUUUGCUGAAAUCAUGGCACCUCAUUCUGUAUCAAAUAGUGCUGAAAUUCUCUUUUGGAAAGGUGGAAAUAAAAUUUUGUUCUGAUUCCAAAUCCACUCUGUAAAACCAGCUUUCGUAGCCUCGGCCAUCAGACCAAA
This is a messenger RNA of Coffea arabica (coffee), 4067 nucleotides long. Its product is annotated as homeobox-DDT domain protein RLT3. The record is from RefSeq and is a predicted model, not a curated record. Lineage: Eukaryota; Viridiplantae; Streptophyta; Magnoliopsida; Gentianales; Rubiaceae. Gene Ontology annotation, biological process: regulation of transcription by RNA polymerase II.